UGAAACUAAAACAGAUUUUGAGGAGCCGAUAAAACCAUAACGUGGCCAAAUGAUGAUGUUAUUGUAGAGGGCAGAGUAUUUUCAAUUUGUAUUUUUUUUAAACAAUAUAAACAUCCUGAAAACAAAUAUUCUCAGAGGGUUGGUGGCAGCUUGUUUUUCUUGGCAAUCAUUAUGGCCUCCUCAGGAGAUAAGAAGUCAACAGAAACCAAGGAAACUAAGAUUGAGAAAUCUGAAUCACAAAACAGUGGACAAAGGAGGGGUGCAUCAGAUGCAAACACGGGAAUUCCAAAUCCGUUUGAUUUCUCUGCAAUGUCAAGCCUCCUCAAUGAUCCAAGUAUAAAGGAAUUGGCAGAACAGAUAGCCAAGGACCCAUCGUUCAAUCAAAUGUCAGAGCAAUUGCAACACAGUGUGCAGGGUUCGAGUUCAGGGCAAGAAGGAAUCCCACAGCUGGCUGCUGAGCAGUAUUUUUCAGCAAUGCAACAGGUUAUGCAAAAUCCUCAGUUUAUGUCCAUGGCCGAGAAACUUGGUAAUACUCUGAUGCAGGACCCAGUCAUGUCUGGCAUGUUACGAAAGGAUCAGAUAGAGGCACAUAUGGCACAAGUUAAACAAGAUCCAACUUUGAAGCCUAUUCUUGAUGAGAUUGAGUCUGGGGGUCCAGCUGCAAUGAUGAAGUACUGGAAUGAUCCAGCUAUUCUGGCCAAAUUAGGUGAAGCCAUGGGAGUUGGAUCUUCUUUUGAUGCUGGUGCAUCAAAUGAAUCACCAGGUGCAGAUCAGGGUGAAGAGGAUAAUGACUAUGAGAAUGAGGAUGAGGAUGAGCUUACUGUUCAUCGAACUGCAAGUGUUGGUGAUGUGGAGGGACUGAAGAACCUCCUUGAAAAUGGUGCAGAUAAAAAUGAGAAAGAUUCUGAAGGUCGGACUCCUUUGCACUUUGCUUGUGGUUAUGGAGAGGUGAAAUGUGCUGAAGUACUUCUAGAAGCUGGGGUGGUGGUUGAUGCACUUGAUAAAAACCAUAACACGGCCCUUCAUUAUGCAGCAGGCUAUGGACGCCAGGAGUGUGUAGAACUUCUAUUGAAAAAUGGAGCUUCUGUAACCCUGCAAAAUUUGGAUGGAAAGACAUCCAUUGACGUUGCCAGAUUGAAUGAUAAUAAGGACGUACUGAAGUUGCUGGAGAAGGAUGCAUUCUUGUAAGCCAAUGAGCCACUUAAGAUUAUCUAUACGCCAGAUUUAUUAAAAUUAUUUGGGAAAUUUCUGGUCAUGGGAAGCAAGCUGCAUCAUCAUGCAUGAAGACAAAAAUAAUUUGUUUAAAAUAAUCAAGUAUUUUUUUUGUAGAUAUUUCUUUGUCGUUGACUGAAUUUAGUCAUCAUCUAGAUAUUAUAUCAUUUGUCAUGUUGCUAUAUAUGGGGGAGCAUGGGCAUAUAUAUUUAUUGUACGUCUUUGGUAUGCAUAUUUUUCUCUAUCCUUUUGUUAAA
Molecule: messenger RNA, 1469 nt
Organism: Cryptomeria japonica (Japanese cedar)
Lineage: Eukaryota; Viridiplantae; Streptophyta; Pinopsida; Cupressales; Cupressaceae
Product: ankyrin repeat domain-containing protein 2B
Exons: 8
Coding region: 172-1188 (338 amino acids)
Biological process (GO): protein targeting to chloroplast
Cellular component (GO): chloroplast outer membrane
Molecular function (GO): protein binding; chloroplast targeting sequence receptor activity
Source: RefSeq, a predicted model, not a curated record